Sycon ciliatum is the source of this 3399-nucleotide messenger RNA. Its product is annotated as regulator of G-protein signaling 10-like. Lineage: Eukaryota; Metazoa; Porifera; Calcarea; Leucosolenida; Sycettidae. The transcript has 6 exons. The record is from RefSeq and is a predicted model, not a curated record. Bases 294 to 1280 code for a protein of 328 amino acids.
UAGUUCAAACUCUGAUUCAUCCCGCCAACCUUGAGCGUCCUAUUUGGCUCUCUGGUGCUCUGGCCGAAAUGAAGUUGAAGUAUGCCUGCUGGUAUGCCUUCUCUUCAAUGUUUCCGAAAUAAAACUCUGCAUCUGGCCUGGCGGAACACUUCGAUGUAGCAAUACAGCAGAAACAGGCUUGAACCCAGCCUUGCGCGCCGAGUUGUCUUCGCCAGCAGCGCGAGCCAAAAGUCCGAAAAUAACCGUGCAUGUACUUGUGUUGUGUUUGCCUCGCUCGGUCCAGUCUGGAUUAGAUGCAGGGGUACGUACUUCUCUACAGUCAGUCACGCUUAGUUCGCAUUGAAGUAACGAGCAGUGCAAUGGAAAAGCUUUUCGUUGAGCAUCCUGUGCAACUUCGGCUUUCUCUCGGGCAAUGGGAUCGCUUGGGGGUGCUGAAAUACGAAAAAUGGCUGGGUGCCAAAAUUAGAUCUGGCGAAAAGGACAAGGUAGCACGAUGCAAUAGCGCGGGUAGUAUUUACUCCCUCCGCAGCUUCUUAGAACCAGGCAUGUUUGAUGAAGGCAGCAGAAGCACCUUCGAAAGCCAUAUAGAGACCGAGGACACAGCAACACCAAAGCCCGAAGUUGUGUCCGGCUGGGCCUUAUCUCUCAAGAACCUCCUGACCGACCCGAAUGGAUUGCCCAUGUUCCUGAAAUACUGCACACAACUUCUGUGUGAAGAGAAUCUGCUCUUCUGGCAAGCAGUUGAGGAUUUCCGUAACGCUGGGUAUGCGGAGGAGGAGGUUCAAUACGUGGGCAAGAACAUCUUCAGUGACUUCAUACACCAUACUGGCAAACACCAGGUCAAUCUCAACAGUAAGACAUCCAAGGCUGUCAAGGCACGGGUGAAAGAGCAAGACAUCACGCUCGAUAUGUAUGACGCCUGUCAGACCGAGAUCUUUGAGCUGAUGAAGACAGACUCCUAUCGCAAGUUCUUGCAGAGUGAUGCAUACAAGGAUGUUCUUUGUUUGGAACUGGAUGGCAAGACACUGCCCUGGGAAGAAGUGGAUGAACCGUCCGCGCAUAGUCGCAGGAAAGGAUUUCUCAGCUUCUUGCGCAAGGAUAAGCGAAAGUUUGGAAGUGGGCUGGCCGCAAGCGAUGAUAAGAAGUCAUUUGACACGGCAAGCAAUACGGACUCACAGCUCACCACUCUCGGCCGCAUGGACAAGAAAUUCCACAUCCGCACAAAGUCCUCCGCCAGCCAGCUACUCCGACAGGAGCCACCCCAAGAUUCAACAAAGUGAAUCUGCGUAAGAGCUUAGCUCCAUCAUUAGGGUGGAGCUCAGAAAACAUCCGUGCGUGCAUGCUGCAUGAAACCACGUCAUUAACUGUAUCGCAGCCCGGGCACCCGGGAAAUUGUGCCGUGAUAUUCGGGCAUAUGAGUGCGGUGCCAGCCAAUUCCAUCCCUCGUGUUCCUCUGCCCCUAUCGCCCUGCACUAGUCACAGCAUGAGUCUGUUGACCACCUGCAGCAUGGCUUCACAGCUGACUGGGGAGCUAACGUGUUAGCAGAUGGAGACACCGUCAUACCCUCCAGGUGCUAUUCUGCACUGCAGGAAUUCAGCUUUGGGUCGAGUGGAUGUUCUUCCCAUCGGUCUUGGUGAUCGAAUAUAUGCCGCUGUUUACAAGUGGGCGCUGCCUUCGUUUUCUCGCUGCCGCAAGCUGCUGUUUCCCUCGCACCGUGUAUUUACGCAUGGCAACACCUUGGUGAGGCAUCUCUAUGUCUGCCGUCAUCUCAACUUCUUGGGAUCUUCUCUAGCUCUCUCUCUCUCUCACUCUCUUCCUCUCAUUCUCUAUCUCUCGCUCCCUCUCUCUCUCUCUCUCUCUCUCUCUCUCUCUCUCUAUCUCUCUCUCUCUCUUUCUCGCUCUCUUUAUCUUUUCCUCUCUCUCUCAAUCUUUUCCUCUCACUCUCUAUCUCUCUCUCUCUCUCUCUCUCUCUCUCUCUCUCUCUCUCUUUCUCGCUCUCUUUAUCUUUUCCUCUCUCUCUCAAUCUUUUCCUCUCACUCUCUAUCUCUCUCUCUCUCUCUCUCUCUCUCUCUCUCUCUCUUUCUCGCUCUCUUUAUCUUUUCCUCUCUCUCUCAAUCUUUUCCUCUCACUCUCUAUCUCUCUCUCUCUCUCUCUCUCUCUCUCUCUCUCUCUCUCUCUCUCUCUCUCUCUCUCUCUCUCUCUCUCUAUCUAUCUAUCUAUCUCUGUAUAUCUCAUUUUCAUUUUGUACCGGAUGCCAUUUCUAUUUUUGGUUUUGUUUACUAUUACUAUACCGGUGUGUGUGCCGCUUGUUUAUGAUCGUUUAGUUUGCUUUCCCUCGUGUAGGCUAUGAGAUCGAAAAGCUGUGUCCGCUGCUGUCGCUGCUUGCAUCUUGUCUGCCAGAAGGACCUUGCUGCUGCUGCUACUGUUGCUUUCCCUCGUGUAGGCUAUGAGAUCGAAAAGCUGUGUCCGCUGCUUGCAUCUUGUCUGCCAGAAGGACCUUGCUGCUGCUGCUACUGUUGCUUUCCCUCAUGUAGGCUAUGAGAUCAGGAAGCUGUGUCCGCUGCUGUCGCUGUUUGCAUCUUGUCUGCCAGAAGGACCUUGCUGCUGUUUAUGUGAUUCUGGCAUUUUUUGUCUUUGGGCAUGGUAUGUAUGCUCCCCAUCACCUGUACAGUGCCAGUACAGUGCACCAGGCUUACGCUGCCGACGAUAUGUUCUAAUGUAGGGUUUUGCACUGCGUACUCUCUCUCUCUCUCUCUCUCUCUCUCUCUCUCUCUCUCUCUCUCUCUCUCCAUUGUUCGUCUUGCCUCUCUCUCUCUCUCUCUCUCUCUCUCUCUCUCUCUCUCUCUCUCUCUCUCUCCAUUGUUCGUCUUGCUCUAGCUGCGUUAUGUCUUCCGUUCCUAACACCCUGGGUUUGUUUCCUCGUCCUCUUGUCAUUGUGUACCUGUUCGUGGCUCAGCAGCGACCCCUUUGCAUAUUCACGUUAUCUCUAGCUUCCGUAAUACCAUACACAAGAACAUUCUCAUCAUCAUCAUUCAUUACGGUUUUCUUGUUCCGGCUGAAAGGCGUUUGGGUGCAGAAUAUUUUUGACUUUUCCUUUGAAUCUUUUGUGUCGCUAAUCCUUGUCUGCAGUUUACCUAACUGCUUGCUUGCUUGCGCUUAAAUUAAAUGCCGUUGCUUCAUCACGGUCAAAUUUGCAACUCUACAAUGUGGCUCGUGGCAACACAGAUCACGACGAGACCAGUCGGCUCUGCAUUCCGGUGCAAAGAAAAGUAAUUCUAUUUAUGCGCCUUUUUUCGCAUUCUGCCACUUCACAUGUUAGAUAAUAAUUAUUGUUCUCCGCGUCUUUUAGAUCCCUUACCUUUUAGUUGACCUGCAUUGAUUUUAUCAAGUACUGACCA